Molecule: messenger RNA, 1818 nt
Organism: Amaranthus tricolor (Joseph's coat)
Lineage: Eukaryota; Viridiplantae; Streptophyta; Magnoliopsida; Caryophyllales; Amaranthaceae
Product: transcription factor bHLH48-like
Exons: 7
Coding region: 287-1279 (330 amino acids)
Biological process (GO): regulation of DNA-templated transcription
Cellular component (GO): nucleus
Molecular function (GO): DNA-binding transcription factor activity; protein dimerization activity
Source: RefSeq, a predicted model, not a curated record
ACCAAACUUAAAACAAAAUCCAAAUAUUAAAAUCAAAUUCAGAAAACAAAUGUAAUUAAUAAAAUAAAUAAACCACCAUUUUCACAUAAAAUAUUCCCUUUUCUACUGGGAAUUGAGAAACUUUUACUACUAAAAUUAAAUUCCAUUUCAAGGGGUACAUUUUGUUUUAAUUUUUCUACUUACAAGCUGAAAUACAAUUUGGGCAUACAGAAAAGGUUGAAUUGAAUUGCAAAGGUUGAAUUGAAUUGCUAACUGUAAGCUUUAAUUUGUGAAUUACUCUGAAAAUAUGGAGAAUUAUCAAUUUGGGGAAGAAUUUCAGAAGUUAAUGAUUGCGCCAGAAAAUGGUAAUGGUAAUGGAAAUUCGUUUACGGCACUUUUAGGGUUACCUCCUAAUCAAGCAAUGGAGCUAUUAACUGAAGAUUCUGCUGGAAUUGGUGGAGGCGGUGAUGUGGUUAAACGACAUCGUAUUAGUGCUUUCAAUCAUUCUCUUUCUUCUCUUCCUGCUUUUCCUUCGAAUCAAGCUUUGAUUGAACGAGCUGCUAAGUACUCUGUAUUUGCUACUGAGAAAGAUUCAUUGGAGUUGAAAGUCAAAUCUGAGCCGCUGGAUAGUGGUUCUAACCCUAAUUGUUCUGAUCCGACAGGUGGUAGUGAGAGUGAGAAAGAGAAGCCAUUAAAGCGCAAGGAGAGAGAAAAGAAGGGUAAGAGUUCUGCUAAGAAGAAUAAGACGACGACGUCGGAAGAUGCAGAGAAGCUUCCGUAUGUACAUGUUCGUGCGCGGCGAGGUCAAGCUACUGAUAGCCAUAGCUUAGCUGAACGAGCAAGAAGAGAAAAAAUUAAUGCCAGAAUGAAGCUGUUGCAGGAGCUGGUGCCUGGCUGCAAUAAGCAAAUGCAGAUUUCGGGUACUGCAUUGGUGCUGGAUGAGAUAAUCAAUCAUGUGCAGUAUUUGCAACGUCAAGUAGAGUAUUUGUCAAUGAGACUUGCAGCAGUUAAUCCAAGAGUAGAUUUCAAUCUAGACAGCUUGAUUUCAAGCGGGGUUGAAUCUGCAAUGGACUGCAAUUUUCCGAAUGUGGCAAUGCCAAUAAUGUGGCCAGAAGUCCAUCUGAAUGCAGAUAGACAACAAUUUCAACAGCAAUGGCAUGCUGAUUCUUCAAGUCAUCAAGUUUGGGUUAAGGAAGAGAACCACCGUAAUUUGGUUCCAUCAGAAAAUUCACAUAUGUCCUAUGACUCACCUGCAAAUUCAGCAUCGUUGCCCUCAAGCCAGCUAAAAAUGGAACUGUGAGGCCGAAGUAAAGUAUUUGGACUUUGGAGUGUAGCGAACUUGUGUAUAUACAGCAGCAAAUAUGAUUACAUUAGAAGGUUAGCCGCGAAGUAGAGAAGAUUUUAGGCUUCAGUAUUUCAGGUUUGGGGUUUCCAUGUCUCUUCGAUAAUUCAGUAAUGGACUGGUGACCCUUGGAAUAGAUCUAGCUCGCUAGUUGAUUCUACUUAUUUACCUGUCUACAUAGACAUAUAUAUAAAUGUGUGUGUGUAAUUCAUAUAUAAUACCAGCAUGAUGUGUAAUUCAGUCCAGAAUCUGAUGUGAGACAGCUGAUUGAUUCUGCUGUCGAAGGGGUGUAUAAAUACAGUCAAUCGUCUGAAUCUGAACGUGGGUGUAUCAUCGUGUGAAUAAAGUCAAUUGUGACGCUUUCAUCUUUUUUGCGAAAAUUUAUGUGCUCCAUAAUAGACAUAAAACAGAGGCUGAAGGAUACAGCAUAUACCUAUUUUUGGUAUGGAUGUUGAUUGAAUAUUUGAUAUAUAGUUUGCCUGUAUUCUGCUUUUGCA